UCGUCGUCGUCGUCGUCGUCGCCGCUGCUGCCGCUGCUGCUGCUGCUGCUGCUGCUGAGGCUGCUGCUGAGGCUGCUGGCGGAGGCCGGAGGAACGGGCGGCGGCGGCGGCGGCGGCUGAGAGGGCGGCGGCGGGAGCGGAGCGGGACUAGGGAGCGAGAGGAAGCGAGCGAGGAGCGAGCGGAGCGCGCCGAGCCCCGCCCGCCCUUCCGCCCGCCGGAGCAGCCGGAGCAGCCCGGGCCCCCCAGCCGCCGCCGCCGCCGCCCGCCCGCCUGCCCACCCGCCGGACAAAGCCCGAGAGCCCGCGCCCAGAGCCAUGUCCUCGUCCGCCGGCAGCGGCCACCAGCCCAGCCAGAGCCGCGCCAUCCCCACCCGCACCGUGCCCAUCAGCGACGCCGCGCAGCUACCUCAUGACUAUUGCACCACGCCCGGGGGGACGCUCUUCUCCACCACGCCGGGAGGAACUCGAAUCAUUUAUGAUCGAAAGUUUCUGUUGGAUCGUCGCAACUCUCCCAUGGCUCAGACCCCUCCCUGCCAUCUGCCCAAUAUCCCAGGAGUCACCAGCCCCGGCACCUUAAUUGAAGACUCCAAAAUAGAAGUAAACAAUUUGAACAACUUGAACAAUCAUGACAGGAAGCAUGCAAUUGGAGAUGAUGCUCAGUUUGAGAUGGACAUCUGACUGUCCUGCGAGGAUCAGAAGAAAAGCAGCAACACUGAUACAUGGCAGCAUGAGUGUCCUCACAGCAUGGCAGCUGGCUCCCCCUGAGCAAGUGAUCCCAGAGAAAGAGGGCAAGGAGGAAUCUGCAGUGCCUUUUAUGACAGUCUCCGAAAGCACACGUCAUCACGCCUUCCUAUUCCGUUCCUUAGAAGCAAGCCACUAAGCCAGCCUACACUCAAGGGGAGGGGAGGUACACCCCACCUACUGCAUGGAGCAGUAUCAAAGAAUUUUGGGUAUACUUUAAAACCACCUCACCCCCAAUAGAGGAUGAAACCAGGUCAACAAGAGGGGGUAGGUUUAAAGUAGAUGAUAUACUGAGAGAGGUGUUGUUACUGAAAACAGUUCUCUUAAGAUGUGCAUCGACAAACAGAUGAAAAACGGGUUCUCUCCCCAUGGCUACUGCCAGUUUUAAGAGGGGAGGCAAGAAAUGGCAAUUCCCAGGAGAAUGUAUCUGUACAUUUGCCUGGUGUAUACUACCAGCAGCCCAAGGUUGCUUCUUUGUAAGUCCUUGGCUUGGUAUCUAAGACUCAAUACUGCUUGCUCGCUAUCUCCUUUAGCCAGGAAUUGACAAAGGGAAUUGGUUUCUCCUAGUUGAGCCACUCAGAUGGACUUAAUUGGGUUCAGGGUUGUUAAGCAAAGGGAGCAAACUUGAAUUACAUUUUGGGUUACUGGGCUGAGGAAAGCUAACCAUUCCGAUUCAGGGUGACAUAGCUGAGAGCAUCCAGAAGCCAGGUCCCCACCAGAGUCGAUGCUUGGCACCUGCUCUCACAAACUACACCAGCUGAAGCAGGCUUGGGCCAGGUCUCUCACUCAAGAAGCCACUUCUCAAUAAGUAGGGAACAUCUGGGAAUUAGAAAUGUCUGUCUGUGCUUUAUUGUUCUUUAAAUCCACUGCAGGUUAACUCUGCGUGCCCACCUCAUCCUGGGCUUCCUGAUGGAAACGGGUUCUCAAAGAGAACCAAUGCUGUUUUCACCCUGAAGAAAAACUUAGAUGAAGCUUGUCAGUUCAACACGUGUUUAGUGAAUAUCUGCUAUGUGUUUCUGGCACCCGUGCCAAGUUUUUAGAGAUUUCAGACAUCUUAAGGAUGCAAAUUCUUGUUUGGAUUUAUGCUCCAACUCUUCCCAGCAUUUUCUUAUCUGUAGCCCUGCUUGCUUUAGAGUAUGCUUGAAUAAAAAAGCAUUGCUGCUGAGGCAGCUAUAAAAAAAAAAAAAGGUACUUCUUCCAGAAUUAAGGAACUCAUCUUUAAAGCACCUUCAAAUGAAUUUUUUUCUGUCUGAUUUUGAGGUGGAGUCAAAAUAGGUGGUCUUUUAUUUUUGCUGUUUGGGUUACCAGCUCUUUGGGUCUGUCAGACCUUAGGGGUAUCACAUAUCUUGGCUGUUUGAAGCCUGAGCCCUCAGCCCUUUACAUUCCCCUCCAGACGGCAGGCCCGGUGCUUUUCUCUCUGGGUCAAAACUUCCCCUUAUCAUGUUUCUGGACUACAUGAUAAGGGGAGCUAUUUAUUAAUCUGCGAAACCCAAUCUCUUACCUGCCCGUGACAUCUAGGAAGGGGUAGUAUUUGUUUUAAAUAAGUGUUGUUUCCUUGGGAGGGCAAUUUCUGUCUGGACUUUGAAGGGGGCAUAGUUACCACACAUUACUAUCCCCACCACCACCACAUUCUUUACCUCUCUCCCAGCUUUUAAUAAAAGAUGACAUCAGAUCUUGAGGUAGUUGGGUCACAAUUCUUUAGAAUGCUUAUACCCCAGGGGCAUUUCCUGUUCUAGUCAUGUUUUUUCCAGUUGAGUAUUGGCGUUUCCCUGAGGCUUGCUCACAGACAUUUCUGAUUGAAGACUAAGGAUGGUUGAUACAAUCAUUGAUGUCACCUUUCCCACCCUCUGGAAUUUACAUUUCUUUCUCUGGGCUGGUCCUGGAAGUUGACACUUUUUGGCAAAGCUUAGAUUUAGGAGAAGUCUUUCAAGUCCCUGUUCAGAUGAUCUGUGGUUUCUCUUUGCUUCCUCUGCCUCUGCAGCCCUGGCAGAUCCUACCGUCUGGAUCCCGAAUGGAAAAUAGUACUGAGAUGAAACACAUUCCUGGGGUAUUUAAACUCUUACUCUGCCACCUUUCUAAGAGUGGGAGGCUGGCAGAGAGAUGCUGCAGUGCUUGAUAAUCAUUUGGCCACAUUGAAAUUUCCAAAGGGAGCUCUUGCUGGUGCUUAAACCCAAAAUUCCUGAACACCUGAGAAUGCAUGAAUAUAGCACAGAAUAUCCAUUCUUGCCCCAAUAUACCCCCUUCCCCUCCAUCUUAAUCUUUAAAACAAAACAAAACAAAAAACCCAAGCCCAGGCCAAGGGUCAUUUUUACUUGAAACCAGGAGAGUGGGGGAGUAACACGAGAGACGAGGGGCAAGCUGUGUGGUGAGGCAUCCUGCUCCUGGUGUCUGUUCCAAUCACUGAGGACUGUGAGCCAGUGCCUUUCCUUCGCCUGGAGAUGGAGCACAUCUCUCCACCUGGGUGAGGAGACCCUCUGCUACCCAGGGGUGAACCUUAAAGAGGGUGUCUUGGAGAGCCCAGAAGACACUCACAUUUUUCGGGUGUCCAUUUUAAGCAUCUUUAAAAUGUUUUAUAUAUUUAAAAAAAAUAAUGUUCUUCCCUGUCUUUGUGCCACCAGUGGCCCAGUUCCAUCCAUUCUGAAUGGAAAAACAGAGACUGCCAGUACUUUCCUUGAUCUUCCCUUCGUCUCUCUUAAUGUGGGUAUCCCCUUACCCGGCCUGUCCAUUUCACUGUCGUGGAUGGAGAACAGAGGGCACCACGCAGUCCUGAGGCAGUCCUGUGUGACUCCGUGAUCAGGUUUUUGUUUCUUGUUUUUCUAACUGUCCUUCCAAACCAGCAAGUGUUUGGAAGUUAGGGGAAAAGUUAAAUUCUCACCAACGGUUGCUGUUAACACUUGAAUCAAUAAAGAUCUUGAGUAUCAA
Molecule: messenger RNA, 3663 nt
Organism: Physeter macrocephalus (sperm whale)
Lineage: Eukaryota; Metazoa; Chordata; Mammalia; Artiodactyla; Physeteridae
Gene: EIF4EBP2
Product: eukaryotic translation initiation factor 4E binding protein 2
Exons: 4
Coding region: 316-678 (120 amino acids)
Biological process (GO): negative regulation of translational initiation
Cellular component (GO): cytoplasm
Molecular function (GO): eukaryotic initiation factor 4E binding
Source: RefSeq, a predicted model, not a curated record